AAUGUUGUGGGAGAAGCCUGUCUCUUGUGCCAUCGGUGUUAGAAUACAGUAUGGGGUGGCUGCUUUGAAAAAUGAAGAACUGGGUGGUGGGAGUAGUGUGCUUUCCCACACACGCCACAGCGCCGGAACCUUCCGCCUUGCGCAUCUCCGUUUCCGUGGGGCUGGUGUCUCGGCUGCACCAGUCCCUGCCAUGGCAGCGGCGGAGGGGAAGGACCCGCUGGGGUUUUUCGCUGCAUACGGCGGCAGCGACGACAGCUCGAGUGGAGGUUCGGAUUCCGAAGGCGAAGAAACGCCUGGCUCAGGGCGGGAGGCCAAACUAUCGUCGCAACAUCCGCAGCGGGAGACCCCUGAGGAGAGGCCGCGCUUGCCCGGGCCCGACGAGCUUUUCCGCAGUGUUAACCGGCCGGCCUUUCUCUAUAACCCUCUGCACAAGGAGAUCGAUUGGGAAAGUCGGGUCGUGCGAGCUCCUGAGGAGCCUCCAAAGGAGUUCAAGGCAUGGACUACACAUGCUGUGCCACCCCCUGAGACUUACAGUGUCAAAGAAACAAAGCCACCGCCGCCUCCUGAGCUUGAUAUGGCAAUCAAAUGGUCUAAUAUGUAUGAAGAUAAUGGUGAUGAUGCUCCAAGGCACACAAACAAAGUUAACUUCUUACCAGCAGCAGAAGAGGAGCAAGAGCAAGUAGAAUCAGAUGAUGAAAAAGAUGAACCAGUUUCAUUUAAGAAACGCAAGCUAGACCCUGAGGAGCAGAUGAAGAAGAAGCAACAGCAAUGAAUUGGACAAAAGUUUCACUGCUAAAAGGGUUGUCACUGAACAUGUAGGACAGCUGCUGAACCUUGAUUUCACUGCUGGAGCAGGGGGGAAAGGUAUUGCCAACAAUAUAGCAUAGCUAAGUCUGUAAUGUGUGUGACAUAUUUAUCAUAGAGGAAAUUCUGGAAUGUAUUGAUUGGUAUUGUUUUAGAUGUCAUAUCCAUAAACCCACAAUGUUUUAAUUAGAACUAUUUUAACUCAUACCCAACUUUUUAGAAUAUUGUGGUAAAUAUUUGUGGUAAUGCAGACUAUGGAACUUCACAGUGUUCUGUACAUCCAUGAAACUGAAAAAUGUGAGAAUUGUUUACUGAACUACCAUUACGGUAGAAGAUUUUUGUUUUUUUCAAAUCAAGAAAUGACAUUUUUAGGGGGGGAGUUUUAAGCAGUGUACUGUGGUUAUAGUGAUACUAUUUUGAAAUGUAUGUAAAGUAUGUAAAUAGGUCACUAAAAUAAAACUAUAUGUUUGGAAGCA
Molecule: messenger RNA, 1280 nt
Organism: Rhineura floridana
Lineage: Eukaryota; Metazoa; Chordata; Lepidosauria; Squamata; Rhineuridae
Gene: C6H1orf52
Product: chromosome 6 C1orf52 homolog
Exons: 4
Coding region: 2-772 (256 amino acids)
Source: RefSeq, a predicted model, not a curated record